AUGGCGGCGUACUGGCUGCGACGAAUAAAGCAGUAGGAAAAAAAAGGAUGGACAUUGGGUAGAACUGCCUGUACUGUAUAUGAUGCAAAUCAUGCAUCUUGUAGCCAUCCAGUAAUCAUCAAGAGUAACGGUUAUAAAAAUGUCGGGUGUAUUUGGUGGAACAGACUCCCCAAAUCUGUUUAGAGGAAAUGCUACACAGGGACAAAGCUCUGUCUUUGGCACAACUACUCCUUUUGGUCAAACUCAAAACCAAUCAAGCAUGCAAGCUCAGCCUUCAGUCUUUGGGCAGAUGUCAUCGCCCACAUAUGGGAAUACAACCGCAGUGACAGCAGGAGUUGUGUUCGGUCACCAGAGUUCUUCAUUUGUAUCAUCAGCGGGAGCAACAGGCCCACAACAACAGAGUAUUUUCGGAGGAACGACUUUCGGUCAAAGCACUUCUUUAUUUGGUCAGGGCAAAGAGUCAGAUGGCUCCAAAAUAAGCUUUCCAUUUACAAGUCAGACCUUUAGUCAGUCUGGUCCAAAGCAAACUGGGUCUGGUUUUGUGAGCAAUUUGUCUACAGGAACAGAAUCUUCUUCAGCUUUUGGUGGCAAGUUGAAAAUGUCUACAGGUUUUGCUCAGUCCCCUGUAGAAGCAGCAAAAUCCACAGUAUUCGGUGGACAAUCUUCAACUGAUCCUAAAUUUGUUUUUAAUACCUCAUCUGCCAUGGGGUCAUCACAACCGAAUGUAUUUGGUGGCAAUAUUAUCAAAACCGAGUCGGUAAUAAAAUCAGAGCCAUCACUUUUUGGAGGAAUUGGAACAGGUACUGGGGUAUUUGGUGGACAGAAGACUCCUCUCGUUAGUGAUGGCUCUGGUGGACAACAGACUGCACUGACAACCAGCAUUUUUGGCAAGACAUCAACAACUGCAUCGGCGUCCGGAACACAGCAACCUAAAUACGUGGCACCAAGUAACAAUGUUUUCGGUUCCAGCAGCAACCCACCACAGACAUCAGUUUCCAACAUCUUUGGUGGAAGCAAAACCUUUGGCACCUCUGCCCAGUCUGCACAGUCAACAUCACAGUUUAUUUUCACCACUGCAGCCCCCAGUGUGGCAAGUCGUGACACUGGCAGCAAGUCUUCAGACGAGGUGAAACUAUCGGUAGAGGUCAAACGGUCAGCAGAGGUCAAACGGUCAGUGGAGGUCAAACGGUCAACAGAGGUCAAACGGUCAGCAGAGUGGCCACAGAAACGGUUUGGCCGAAUAAACAGAGAACAACCUCAAGAUGGUUUGAACAGAAAUUCUGAACGUGGCAGUAGAAAUAUUUUCUCUAAAGCGAUAGCUGGUGUUGCAAAAAGGGAAAGUGACUCUACCUUCAAAGAAUCAUGUGGAAAGAUAUCAGAAACUGCUGCUGAAACUCAGGUAGAUGAGUGUAAGAAAACGUUCCGUCGAACAUCUUCCGUAGCUUCAUCAGCAGAUGACAUGAAAUCGAGGGUGGCCAUAGCCUGCAAAGGAAUUCCCGCCCAGUACAACAAAGGGCAAAUUCUCCGGAGGCAUUUCUCAAAGUUUGGUUCUGUAGUGAAAGUGUUUCCAAAUUCUAACAAGAGUUCAGCGGUUAUUCACUUUCGUAAUCAUGAUUCUGCUACAAAUGCUAAGAAAAAUGGACGAGUCCUAGCUAAAGGUAUCCCAGCCAUGCAGAUAUUCUGGAGUUCCCACAUUCCAAAAUUGUCGGCAGCAUCUACAUCAGCAUCAGACAGAUCGGAUAAAACAGAACGUACCACUGGUAGAAAAGAGAUAUCAAGAAAGUCCAAGUGGUCUGCGGAUGAUGUGGACGAUGAGCUUCAGUGUAUGGCUGGUACAAGUGAUGUUCGACACAGCAGCGUACGCUCGCUGGACCGACCCAAGGACUCGCCCACCAAGAAAACCUCUGGUUUCAGCACCGAUUCUAGCAAGAGAUCUGAUAUGUCUUCUUCUAAAGGAGACACUGUGACUCUUAAUUACUUGGCUAAGAUUGUUGCGAAGACAAACCAAGAGAAGAUGCAAGUGCUAGAUCAGAGGGACAAACUCAUUAGACAAGUUAGAGCUAAGCAGCGUGAUUUGGUAACAGCUAAAGCAUUUACUGGCGCCUGUAGGGACAUGUGUCCCGAGAAGGAACGCUACGACCGCGAAGACAAAAGGAGACUCAGCAUCUUUGAAUACGGACCUGGCAGUGAAAAUACGCCUGGUCAGAAUCCCAAAGCAGACCAUGCUAGAUGUGUCAAGGAAUACUCACGAGCCUCGGCAGAUCAGGAGGAGCCCCUGCCUCACGAGCUGCGCCCGGAGGAAGUGCUCGUACAGACGAUGACUUACCUGCUGAAGGAGAUAGUGGAUCGCGGGGAUGAUUUCAACUGGUGUGAAUGGUAUCAGUUUCUCUGGGAUAGAACUCGUGGAAUUAGAAAGGAAAUCACCCAGCAGCAGCUGUGCACCCCGGCGGCGGUGGGUCUGAUCGAGAAGUGCGUGCGCUUCCACGUGUUCUGUUCCGAGCGGCUGUGCGAGGAAGACAUGGCGGUGUUUGACGAGAAGAUCAACAACGAGAACCUCACCAAGUGUCUGCAGACACUCAAGGAGUUCUACCAUGACCUGGCGCUCAAGCAUGCGGUCUUCUGUCCGAGCGAGGCCGAAUUCCGCGCUUACAUCGUGCUUAUGAACCUCAACGAAGGAGACACACUCAGAGUAAUUCAGCAGCUGCGGCCAGAAAUACAGAACACCAAGGAGGUAAAGCUGGCCAUCAAGGUAUACAAUGCAGUCAACAGCAACAACUAUGUGCGGUUUUUCCGACUGGUCAAGGAGGCUUCGUAUCUGAGUGCCUGCAUCAUGCACCGCUACUUCAACCAGGUUCGGCAGAAAGCACUGAAUACAAUUCUGAAGGCUUACGGUGGCAAGAACAGCAAGUUUCCACUGCAAGAUCUGAUCCGAAUGCUACAUUUCGAGAGUAGUCAGGAAGCCUGUCAUUUCUGUGAGUUUUAUGGUCUCGACAUCCAGGAUGAUGCUCUUGUGCUGGAUCGGUCGUCUUUCAUCAUUCCGGAAACGACGUUCCUACCAACGAGAUCGAGAAACUUAAUCGAGUUGAAGAGGUUGUUACCAGUUGGAGAGGUGAUCAAUGGUGAACCGUUUGGCCCAUUCAAUCCACCACCGCCUACAUUCAGUUUUGACAGCGAGGGAAAGUUUAUUGUUACAGAUGCAUUGAAGGCUCAAGUUUUAGGGACAUCAUCAAUCCAGCCAUCUCAGACUUCCUAUCCUAGUUCUACACAAGCAGCUUCAAUCGUAUCUGUUUCAGCAGUUGAACAAAAACACGCAUUGCCUGUAGCUGAUGAAGAAUCGGCUUCCAAGGCAGAGGCUCUUAAGGCCAUUAAAACAGCAUUUUCUAAUGAGAUAAUCAAACAUGUAGCUAAAGACUUGUUCAUAGAAGUGAUAGAUGAGUUUGUUUUGGACCUGUCUCGGAGUCUGUUACAGGCAGCCUAUGAGGUUCACCUUGCCACACAAACAAUGGCAGAGGAGUUAAUUGAAGAAACAACUAGUACACUUGUCAGCGAGGUGUGUCAGUGUGUGUGUGAAGAAGAAGAAGCUGCCCGUAAAGAAGAGUAUAAGCGACAGGAGCGACAGUUGUCCACCACUCGCGCCACCGAGUCGAUCAGUGAAGAACUGAUGCAGAGUGUCGUAGAUCAGGAAGUGAGAAACAUGGUCACAUCGGAAGUCAGGGAACUGCAUGCAGUCCAGAAGAGAGAAAGAAUUGAGAGUUGUACACAGAGUAUCUCUGAAGUGUGGAUUGAACAGUGUGUAGCCGACAUGGUGAAUGAGGUCAGCUCAGAGGUGCAUCAAGUAGAUGUUGUUGAGAGACUGAAGCAACUCGAGGAAAUCGAACAGUGCGUCAAGCUCCAUCGAGCCGGCAGUUUUCUCCAGGUGUGGAAGAAGCGGUAUGCAGACCGCAUCAAACUGAAGAGGGCGAUGCUCGCGUUCCCGUGUGCGCCCUCGUGCCUGAGCAUCUCGUCCCAGCUGAAACAGCUGCUCCCCGACAGGGAGUCGAGCGUCGUGGUCAACAAGUCGAUGUACAUCAACAGAUGCGCUCAGCUGAACAUCGAGUCCCCCAUGGACAUGUUCCAUCGCAGUUUGAUGCUGACCGCUCAGAUCACGGCCAAGUGUCUGCACCAGCACCUGAUGCUGCAGAAAGCCUGGCAGCCCUUCGAUCUCGUGGCAGUCGUUGGCCAACAGAUUAAAAAUGUCUUUAUGCAAAACAGAGGCCAGUAUUUACACCUCACAGUUCCCCAUAUCUUUUGGAAGUUGGUCGUGUCCCUGCCAGAUAGUGGAGAUGGACUGUGGUCAGACGAGGUGAACACAUGGAUUUCUGCCAAGUUCCACAGAGGACAGAUUCCUUCACAUCCCAUGUCCCAAUACAAGGGUGAAGUGCUUUGCCUCUAUCAUAAAGAUGUUGAACUGCAGACUAGGCUAUCUCUGAAACUUGGAGUCUGUGUACGAACACUGAUUGGAACUCUUCACCAGAAGGAGGUGCAAACAGUUAAAGAGAACCGCUUACUGUUAGGAAGUUCGGCAAUUAUUUUUGUCUUACCCGAGCAACAUGAAAAGCCUACUUAUUGGCAAGAUGCAAGUGAAAGAUUGAAAUCAGUUGUGUAUGGCAAACCAGCUGAUCCAGCUUUACCAUUGGUGAUUGUCAUUCCCCAAGUGACCCAUGAAAGACCGUCUCUGGAGGAAGUGGCAGACAAUCUAAACAUCCAGGAGUACGUUGUAGGUCGGCUAAUUCACGAUGUUCACUGGAUAGUGAUACGCUUGCCGCAAAGAUACAGCACAAUUGAUGGAAUACUACCCGAUCUGUCUGAAAAGAUGUCUAAAGGCCUGCAGUGGUUAGCGUCCAUGUUGCCGUCUGCACCACCUCUUCUCUGUCAGCCGGUGAAGGAGUAUGUGGAAGACUUCCUUCUGGAGGAGUACUUCACUCCGGUGCUUCAGAACCUCAAGCUCAGAAAGUUUCACAGACUGCUACACCAGGGACCGAACAUUUUGAUCACGCUGUACAACAACGUAGUGGAACACUUGGCCGAGGUUGCCUCAACACGAGACUUGUGUGAUUAUUCAUGGCCCGUCUCAGAGUUUGUGUGGAUUCACUCUCACAAAUCUCUGCCCAUGUCUCACUGGAAUACGUCCAAACACUUGUCGUAUCUAUAUGAAGAGAUCUCUCUGCUACAGUUACCGAGGUUCAAAUACAAAGAUUUCCACAGCAGCUCCUGGGACCAAGUGUGUGAAGAUGUGUGGUCGUUCGUCUCUGCGGUUGUAGCUCAGAACAAAGGCAAAAAUACAGUUAAUCUCGUCAGCAGAAUGAAGAUACUGCUGCAGCAGGUUAGAAAUGGUUUUGAAGACCUGUGUUUCCUGGAGGUGGGUGAGGCCCAGUGUGAGCCGACCUACGUGAACAUGCCGUGGACGGACGUGAUCGAUGCCUGCAUCAACUACAGACUGACGACUCUCACCAUGUGGGAUCCUCACCACACGGGCCAGGGACCCAGACAGGAAUUGACUGUGUAUUACAGGGAGGAAGACCUGAGAGACUAUGCACCACCGGAGUCAUGGAAUGAAGCUGCGGUCGUGUCAGAGCUGCAAGUUGGGAACACACUUGAAAGCACUUUCCAGAAAGCUGCAGCAAACAAAAUGACCAACUGGUCCGUGAUUGUUCAAGGAUCACCAACAUGCAGUGACCCAGCCUCGGAUGAUGCCACGGAAACCGAUAUGGAAGUGGCAUCAUUCCACAACAGUGACGACAAUGCCGACGAACCGGCCAUUCCAAGGAAAAUUCCAAAAUACUCUCAGAGUUCUACGCGAAAUGCGACUGACCUCAACAACAGUUCAGUUCGGAAUUCUUGGCUGGCGGGUAUUUCCAUGGAGACGGAAACGGAAAUGAACCUGCGAUCGGACUGCGAGGCUCUUGCAAAUUCUCUCAAAGCCGAGAAGAGGAAGUCGAAGAAAUUCAACCGGUAUUUGGAGUCUUUGUUGUCUUCGCAAAACGACUUCCAAAGUGAAGUGGCUGUCAUGUCGCCAUGUGCAUCUCCAUUGUUAUUCCAAGAAAUGGGUGAUAAUCUGGAGGGGGAGGAUGAACCGGUGCUAAACAAAACUGUGGGAGAGAGAAUGGACAGUCUGAAAGAGAGGAUUGCGUCUCAAAAGAAACAGAGUCAGCUGUUUGAGAAGAGGUUACAGAUGUUGAUCAACAGUUGAUGUAAAAUAUUAACAAGAGUUGGAUAUACCAAAUAGUGGAGCUUGAAAUUAUACUACUGUUUGCCAAACAAUGAACUUUGGUGAAAAAUAAUUGGUGUACUUGAACUAUACAUUGUGAAUGUGGCAGUGAUGAAAUGUGCCAAAGAAUGGCUUUACUGACAAUUCAAACUGUAUAAAUUUGUAUAUUUGACAUUUAGUUUAUUUGUUUUUCUAUUUGUAAUGUGUUUUUCUUUUCUUUCUUUUUUAUUCAUAUUUUGUAAAAAUAUUACUGUAUAUUGUAUCAUGUGUUGGGAUAAGUAUAUAAUUGUGAUUGCUAAACAUAUGAAUAUCCACAUUGAAAAAAGUGUUGAUAAAAUGUUUUCUACAA
Gigantopelta aegis is the source of this 6596-nucleotide messenger RNA. RefSeq names its product germinal-center associated nuclear protein-like. Gene Ontology annotation, cellular component: nucleus; cytoplasm; transcription export complex 2. Bases 140 to 6229 code for a protein of 2029 amino acids. NCBI's taxonomy places the organism in Eukaryota, Metazoa, Mollusca, Gastropoda, Neomphalida, Peltospiridae. Gene Ontology annotation, biological process: mRNA export from nucleus. The transcript is spliced from 28 exons. The record is from RefSeq and is a predicted model, not a curated record. Gene Ontology annotation, molecular function: RNA binding.